AUGAUGUCAUCGGAGGAGGAGACCGACUGUUUCGCCCUCUACGGAGCAACUGCGGAUAGUAAGCAACAGCAACUCUUGAAGAAGCAAAAGCGAACCAGACAGCGCGUGGACGCCGGCGAGCCGCGCAACAGCUACUCGAGCAUUCCAAACUUUAGUUCGCGGCCAUCCUUUCUUGGUGGUGGGAUUUACGGUGCGAUAUUUAGUGGAAGUGGGCCACCACCAAGUCAUCAACAACAGCAACAACAACAACAACAACAACAACAACAACAAAUUCAACAGCAAUCUGGAGCAGUUGGUACGCAAGGUCAUCUCGUUACGACAACGGGGCCAACUACUCAGCAUUCAGCCCACGCGGCUUUUGGAUUUUUCGGGGCUCCAGGCUUUGGCCCUGCCAAGAUGCUUAACGAGCUUCUUGGACGACAAGUGAAGCAAGCCAGUGAUGCUGGCGGAUCACCACCUGAAGGCAGCCAUGGAAUGACUGGAGCUGGGAUGGACCAAACUGCAAAUUUGCAACCCGGUGCUGUCGUUAAUUGUGAUGAUCCCGCUACUGCAGCUGAACUCACGCAACACAUGUUACGUGAUAUAUUACAAGGACGCAAACUCUCUGCUCUUAGUGUACAAGAGCAGCCUAAUAAUAACAAUAGUAUACACAAUAAUAAUAAUAAUAAUAAUAAUAACAAUAAUACUACUACGGAAUUACUAAAAUCUCAACAGCAUCAACAGCAAAGCCCGCAACAACAUCAAAAUAGUGAUAGUGUACGGACGAUAAGUGGGGCAGUGCAGAGUGGAGGGGAAGAAAGUGUUGAUGGGAAUAACAUAAAUACAAAUCAUAGUGACCGAGAUACUAUUAUGCCUGGAGAUGCGGAAGAUAGUGCUGAAGAUGCUGCUUCUGCUGCACGUGCUAUGGAAGAAGCAUUUGCAGAGGCUGGUAUGGAGCCAGGUGCCAAUCUUGAUGGAUCGGAUUGUGAACAAAGUUUACCUCCAAGUCCGACAGUAACGCGCCCUGGCUCGGUAUUAAUCAAAGAAGAAAUUUCAGACUCAAUAAGUUUAAGGAGAAGUCGUUCUGCGAGCCAUUCUCCAUGUCCGAUUGUACCCAAGUCUGAAGUAAGUUCACCAUCCACUGAAAUAAAACGUGCGCGUGUUGAAAAUAUAGUUAGUACAAUGCGAAGUAGCCCAGCACUUCAACCAGUCAAUGGUUGUAAAAAGAGAAAACUUUACCAACCACAACAACAAACGGUUCAUCAUGUAUUACAUCAUAGUGUUAAUGAUACCAUGAUUGAUGUGGAUGAUGAAGAUAGUGAAGAAGAAGAAGAUCCUUCAACAAUAAAACAAAAACGUGAGGAGAAGGAUCAUCUAAAAAUUCAGUUAAAACUUCUGCAUGAACAGUUAGAGGUUAUGCAGCGAAAGUACAACGAGCUAUCGAGUCGGAUGGAGCCUGAGAGUAGUGAAAAUGGUGAACCACCAGCGAGUCCACAGAAUCCACCACAGCAACCACCCCCACGGCCGCAAAGACCUCAUCCACCACCUUUCAACGGUCUCUCAACACUGCCACCUGAUCAUCCACAUGCUACUGCGGCUGCCAUGUAUCACAUGGGCCAAAAACUUUAUUUUGAGCAACAACAUGCUGCUUUAGAAAGGAUGAAACAACACCAAGAAGUUGCUGCGAGACAACAGCAACAGGCACAGAGAGAACGUGAACAACAACGUGACCAACAUCAACAACAACAAACGCCGCCACCGCCUAGUCAAGGCCGGGAACAAAGUCAGAGAAAUACGGGACCAUCAACACCGCAAACAUCUCAAAUGCAAGCUCCUGCUACGCCUCAUCAGCACAAGGAUUAUCCAGAAAGACUGAAUGUGUUCCGAAAUAACGCACACUUAACAAGCACUACUGGAGCUCACGUCACGGACACUGACCUUGAAGGCCUUGCGGACUUAUUAAAAACUGAAAUGUCGUCAACGUUAGGUAAUGUUGUGGAUGCAGUACUAACCAAGUUCAUACAACAGAGAAGGUUUCUCGGCAAAUCAAUCGAAGCUGCUCAAGUUGCAGCUGAACAACUCAGUAAAGAUUUACUCCAUGGGAGUCAACUGCUGGACCGAAAGUCUUCGCCGAGAACCAAAGUUGUAGACAGAGGAGCAUCUCAGAUACCUAGUGGCCCAAACGGACCACGGGGGCCGCUAAAUGGUGGCCCCCCAAUUUCACAACCCGCAGCUUUUCCACAAAUCGGUGCCAUGAGUGGACCACAUUGUCCACUAUCCGGCCCAACGGAAAACAAUCUUAAUCAAAUAAAUCAAUUACCUCCUCUUGCGAGACCAAACGCUCCAAUAUUUCAAACACCUAAGCCACCUACGAUAUAUGCAAUGUCGUCUAUUCAAGUACAACAGCAACAGCAACAACAGCGAGAACAACAGCAAAGAGAACAACAGCGUGAGCAAUAUUGCAAUCUAAGAAAUGAGGAUAGAGAAGCGAGAGAUAUUGAACAAAAUGAAGCUCUGUCUCUGGUCAUGACACCAAAGAAGAAAAGGCAUAAGGUUACUGACACGAGAAUUACACCGCGAACAGUUUCGAGAAUAUUGGCACAAGAAGGCAGUGGGUCUCAAAGUGGGAAUGAAAGUCCGCCACCUUUACCACCACCAACCCGGCACGUAUAUGGACAUGCGGCGCCUCCAAUGCUUCCAGUCUCGUUACCGACAAGUGUAGCAAUACCAAAUCCGAGCUUGCAUGAAAGUCAAGUAUUCUCACCUUAUUCACCAUUUUUCAAUCCACACGCGAAUCAUCCUGGUCAAGUGCCACCCCCUGGACCUCAUCAUCUACCAGCGAGUCCACCAGGAGGCGGAGUUGAUCUUAGAGAUUCACCACCACUUCCUCAUCCUCCAGCGAUGCUUCAUCCUGCUCUGCUGGCUGCUGCUCAGCAUGGCAGUCCAGACUACGGCCAUUUAAGGAUGGACAGCAAUGAUCGGGGCAGUGAUUGCAACUCUGGUGACAUCAGCUACGAUGGAAUUCAGCCUACAUCGUCGACGCUGACGCCGAUGCAUCUGAGGAAAGCCAAGUUGAUGUUUUUCUGGGUGAGAUAUCCGUCCUCGGCUGUCCUCAAAAUGUACUUCCCGGACAUAAAAUUUAACAAGAACAACACCGCACAACUGGUUAAAUGGUUCUCCAACUUCAGGGAAUUCUACUACAUCCAAAUGGAGAAAUACGCAAGACAAGCAGUAUCAGAAGGUGUAAAGAGUGUUGAAGAUCUCAGGGUUAGCGGCGAUUCUGAGAUUUAUCGAGUUUUAAAUCUCCACUACAACCGCAACAACCACAUAGAGGUAUGGGGUCCUCAGGUACCAGGAAACUUUAGGUACGUGGUUGAACAAACACUGAAAGAGUUUUUCAAAGCAAUUCAAGGUGGCAAGGAUUCCGAGCAGUCGUGGAAGAAAGCUAUCUACAAAGUUAUUUCAAGACUCGACGAUCCCGUACCUGAAUAUUUCAAAAGCCCGAAUUUUCUGGAACAGCUGGAGUGAAGCAGGCCUGCGCUGCGUUGCUCUGAUUGGUAGCCCGGUGACAAACGAAAUCAACUUUGAGCCUCUUCUUAUAAACAGCUUGUCUACUAUUAAGCGUGAGAGGUUUGCCAUCUAAAGUUGGUCGCAGAUGUAUCAGGUAUCCUUAGUAACAUAUCGUAAAAGGAGUAAACAAAGAGAAUUUUAAAAAUACUCAUAAAAGUGAAAAACGCAAGAGGAAAUGCCGGUAAAAGCAUCUCUGCUGGUGUUUAUUGACAACGUCACAAAAACAUUCACCGAAUGUUAUAGUUGUCAGCAACGGGCAAAUCUAAUCUAUAUAUAUUUAUAUAAAUAUGUCUGGAAAUGUAUAUAUAUAAAUAUAUAUAAAUUUCACGCAAAUUGGAUCAUCUUUAAAUCAAGAUAUUUAUAAGAAGAUCGACAAAUUUAUCUAAAGUGAACGUAUCGAUACCGAUUAAUUGAAGUUUGUCAGGGAAACAAAAUGUAUAAUUUAUUUGCGUAAGAAAUUUAUUUAUUCACAAGUCAUUCCACUGUCUAGAUAAACUCCGAUAACUUAAACAAUAAACAAUAAUCUAAUGAUAUCGUCAUUGGAAUGAAUCAGGAUAAAUAAGACCGAUCCGAAAAUAAUAUAGUAUUGAAGAAACAUAAGAAUGAAUGUAAAAAAAAGUUGAUACGGUGAAACAGAGCAUCUAUAAUUAAUUUAUUUUUUUGAUAAUUAAUAAUUCAUUGAUUUAAUGCUCUUAUUUUAGUCACGUUUUUUUUUUUUUUGUUAGGUAUACAAUAUAAUUUUAAGUACUCAGAGUCAUGUUUGGUCCAAAGAUAUAUAGAGUUCAGAAACAACAGUCAUCUCGUUCCUACGAUUAUUGAAGAGUUUUUCUCUGGUUGAAACUGGAGAAAUUCUCUUCUUUAUAUCACAAACGACAUAGAACAGACCACACUCGCUUUGUUCCAUGUCGUUGAAAAAGGAUCCCGGGUAAAAAUAUUUAAAGCCAAAAUUAUUAUUUUGGCCGGAAAAUGGCCGGAAAAGGCCAGGGAGUGAAGACGAGGCCGAAAAAUGACUAUUAGACCUAAAAACACACCUAAAAUAGAUAAAAGUCAAUUUUUGGUCUGUUUAUUAAAAAUAAAAAAAUUUAGGCAUAUUUUCGGCCAACUUUUGACCCUUUUCAAUAAGAUUCUAUGGCUUUAGUAAGAUUUCGGCCGUUUUUAACAAAAUACGGUGAUUUUGGCCAUUUUUCGGAGAAAUAUUUUUACCCGGGAUACCUAACCUGUAUUUUAGGAUCAAAUUACUAGAUCCUGAGUAAUUGGCUGUGCGAUAAUGAAAACUGGCAAAAUCAGCCUAAAUAUAAUCGUAACGAGGUUUUUCUGAACUCUAUGAGUGUUUAAAGUGUAAAUAAUAUAUUAAAUCGUAGUUAUAUUGAAAAAUAAAUCAUGAUUAUACUUGACGUUAAUAGAAUUUUUGAGUGAGGUUAAAUGAAUUUAAAUAAAUACAUCAAUAAAUAAUACAUUGGCGAGUGAAAAUAAAUUAGGUAAAGAUAAUUAUAAAAGAGACUUGGUAAUUUCAAUUCGGGCGCAACGAAAUCAUUUAAAUUAUUGAUAGUAUUAAUAUUAUACGAUUUCAUUAUGAAAAAGGCAAAGGAACUUGUAAAAUAAUGGGGUAAGCAAAACAAAAAAACAUAUCCUAUGCAAUGGACAAAAUAUGACCGUGAAUAUAAAUCAGUUUUGAGUGAUGGCUCCUCAAGAUUUUACGUCGAAUGGUCUAAGAAAUAGAGGGAAAAAACGCAAGUAUAAUUCUAUUCAUCAGAUGGAUAGAAAUCGCAAUGAUAAAAAUGAUGUUAUAGCAUUCAGGGUACAAAUGAAAAAAUAGAGAAAAAGCUUAGCCGAUUGAACAGAAAAAUAAAUCUAUAUAUUAUCUUAACACAUUUAUUUUAGUUACAUUAUCUGAAAAUAUGAAAAAUUAUAACUAGGCGCGGAUACAUAUUAAUUUUAUAGAUAUAUAUUUAUAUACUGUGUCGAAAAAUUUAUUUAAAGAGACUCAUAGUGUUUAUUUUGAACUGGAAAACAGCAAAUUACAGUUUUAGAUCUUUUUUUGGUAUUUUUGGAAAAACUAUUCUAAGGAAAAAAAAAAUUUCUAAAUUAUAUAUCAUCAUUCAACUAUGAGAUCAUUAGAAAAAUAAUAUUUUAACACGCCACAGUAUAAAUAUUUAUAUAUAUGUAUAUAUAUAUUGGGUGGGCUAAACAACAUUAUUUCGAAUCUUAACCAAAAUUUUCCGACAGGUAGAAUCAGCUUAACACUAGUUUUCGAGUCCUCGAUAUCACGUUCUCACACUUUGUAAUAAACAAGGUCUUUCAAAUAAAAUCUAAAAAUUUGGAGGUUAGACUAAAACAAAUUUUUUUAAAGAAUGAUACGUUUCGAUGAAAAUUUGUUGUUGCUUAUUAUUAUGGGUAAGAAUGAGAUAGAGCAUUAUAAAACUAAUGUUAAUGGCAUUGAUUCUAGAAUACACUCCACGUGUACCAAUAUUCAAAACAAAGAACACAAUUUUUGAUUACUAUCAUAUUUAUAAAUAUGCAUCAUUAUUCAGAACAACUUUUUUUAAAUCUUAUUGCCGUCAUUUAAUGCAACCGGUGAAAAAAAAAUCCUUAACAAUGAUAAGUCAUUAAAAUCAAAUUAAGAACAAAAUGUCGGACAAAUAAUUAAAAUAACGAUUUCAAAAAUGAGAUCAUAUUCAAUUUUCGAAUUAUUUGCAACUAUUCGACUAAUUGGAUAAAUUUUAAGUAUUCGUAACUUUUCGAAUUAUUUGUCAAUGUUCGAAUAAUACGAAAAUUUACGAAUAGGUUAGAAAGUUACAUUUAUUCGAUUCAUUAAACUCACGCACUCAAACUUCAAUACUUCAAGGAUUUUUUUUACAAAUCGGAUAUUAAAUGAUACUUAUAUAAAAAAAAAAAAAAUAUAAUAUAGCCCAUCAAUAAUAAACCCCAGAGUCUUCUAUUACCAAUAAGAGAACUAGAAUGGCUUAAAUAUUUAGAUUGACUAGAAACGUGAAAACCAACCAUGCAAUUCACGAUAAAUUAUGAUUUAUAAAAACGCAUCCAACACAUGAACAAGAACAAAGUUUAUUACAUUAAUCGAAUGCAUAGUGACUGAUAUUUUUUUAAUUAUAAUUUGAAUUCCACAAGACAAGAAAGUCUAUUCUGAGACUUUAAUUACUUUUAUUUUAUUAAAUUAAUAUUCAGUAAUUAAAGUAUAUUACUAUAAUUAUUUAACAGAAUAUUAAUAUCGUAUGUUUUAGUUUUAUUAUCUGUAUUAUCACAUUGAAUUUGUAUUUUUAUGUUUACGAUAAUUUUUUUAUUCAACUAUUUUUUUCAGUUAUCGCCUUUUAUUACCAUUUAAGUUUGCACGAAUUAUUUUGUAAUUAGUUAUAAUUUUAAGCUUAGAAUUAUGCAAUUAUUUUGUUCCUAAUGUUAAAAGCGACAAACCCCGCACGCCUCAACCAUUAAACCAAAAAAAAGAAAAAAAAAAUUAGCGAUGAUUGAUCUAUUAAUGAAAAUCUGAGCGCCUUUUAAGUUCUUGAAUGUUUAUAUUUAAUUUAUGUAUUGGUUCUAAUUAUUAAUUAAUAUUAUUUUUAUUAUUAUUAUAAUUAUUGUAGUGUAAUAUAGUAGGCAUUAUCAUACACA
Microplitis demolitor is the source of this 7173-nucleotide messenger RNA. RefSeq names its product homeobox protein prospero. Gene Ontology annotation, cellular component: nucleus. The transcript has 5 exons. The record is from RefSeq and is a predicted model, not a curated record. Gene Ontology annotation, molecular function: RNA polymerase II cis-regulatory region sequence-specific DNA binding; DNA-binding transcription factor activity, RNA polymerase II-specific. The coding region runs from base 1 to 3507 and encodes 1168 amino acids. Lineage: Eukaryota; Metazoa; Arthropoda; Insecta; Hymenoptera; Braconidae. Gene Ontology annotation, biological process: regulation of transcription by RNA polymerase II.